Erigeron canadensis is the source of this 3871-nucleotide messenger RNA. RefSeq lists its product as uncharacterized. NCBI's taxonomy places the organism in Eukaryota, Viridiplantae, Streptophyta, Magnoliopsida, Asterales, Asteraceae. The coding region runs from base 131 to 1984 and encodes 617 amino acids. The record is from RefSeq and is a predicted model, not a curated record. The transcript has 3 exons.
AAUAUCCAACUCAUCGUCUCAUCCUUCAUUCAUUCUCUCUCAUUCUAUACUCUUUUUCUUCAAAUCCAAUCUCUCAUUCCCUUCAAAAAGAUUCAAACUUUUUGUGAAACUCCAUCUGGGUAUUCAUAAAAUGAAACGGAAAGUUCGCGGCGGCGGCGGUGGGCAGAGAAUUCCGGCGGAAAAUGAAGUUGAAGUUGUUCAAAUUUUACUCACUUUACCAAAACCAGUUUCACUUUCUGAUUCAUUAGCUCAAUAUACUUUUACUUGGGGCAGAAAAAAGAAAAGAUCUGUUUUGGUUUCUAAACCGGAAUCAUCUCUGGCACCGGUGCCGGCAAGUCAACUGCCAGUUGAUGAGAGUUUGCCAGAAAAACCACUUAUUUUUUUAUUUGCAGAUAUUAAGAAAAAGCUUAAGAAAAAGAAAUUAGAAGCCAUGAAAGCCCAUCACCAAAAACUAAAAGCCAUGAAAGCUCAUCAUCAAGAUCUAAAAGCCAUGAGAGCUUAUCAUCAAAAAAUGACUGUUCAAAGUAUGGAGUUAAAAGCAAAAUGGCAAGAGUUUCAGAUUCAUUACUCAAGACACUAUUUUCAGUUAUGGAAUAGUUAUAUUAGGGCAAGAAUGGCAGCAGCUGCCAGAAGGGAAAGGAUUAUGAGGAUGAGAAAGAACAAAACUAAUGGGAAGACUUGUUAUUCACUGGCUUCAUCUCAGCCUUUCGAUCAAAGUAAAGGCAAUGCUAUGCAUGAUGAUACAAAGGCCAGAACUGCCGCAGCUACUAGAAACACAAUGAUUAUGAGGAGGAAAAAGAACAAGACUAAUGGGAAGACUUGUUCUUACAUGGCUGUUCUGCCUUUGGAUGAAUGUAAACAUUUAGCGACAAAUAGUGAUACAAGGCCUAUAACUGCUGCAGCUUCAAGAGGGGCAAGCAUUAUGAGAAUGAAUAUUAACAAGACUAAUAACGAGAGUUUUGAUUCCAUGGCUUCUUUUCGGAUGGUGGAUCCAAGUAAAUACAUAGCAACAGAUAGUGAUAUAAAGGCCAGAACUGCUGCAGCUGCUAGAAAAGCAAGGAUUCUGAAGAUGAAAGAGAAAAGGUUUAAUGCAGAGAUGGCUUUUUCUGGGCUUUUGGAUCAAAGUAAAAACAUGUUAAGUGAUAAUGAAAUAAAGGCCAGAACUGCUGCAGCUGCUAGAAAGGCAAGGAUUAUGAAGAUGAAAGAGAAAAAGAUUAAUGCGGAGAUGGCUUCCUCUCAGCUUUUGGAUCAGAGCAAAAACAUGGUUACAGAUAUUGAUAUAAAGGCCAGAACUGCCACAGCUGCUAGAAGGGCAAGGAUUAUGAAGGUAAAAGAGGAACAGAUUAAUCAGGAGACUUGUGAUUUUAUGACUUCUUCUCUGCCCUUGGUUCAAAGUAUAAAUAUAGUACCCGAUGAUGACAUUGUGGCCAGAACUAUUGCGGCUGCUAGAAAGACAACGACUAGUGGGGAGACUUGUGAUUCUAUAGCUUCUUCUCAGCCGUUGGAUCCAAGUGAAAACAUAGUACCUGAUAAUGACACUAAGGCCAGAACUGUUGUGGCCGCUAAAAAGACAAGCAUGAAAGAGAGCGAGACUAGUGUCGAGACUUGUGAAACCAUGGCUUCUCAGCCGUUGGAUCCAAGCAUAGUCAUAGUACCGGAUAGUGAUAUUAGGGCCAACACUGCUGGGACUGCUAGAAAAACAAGGAUUAGGAGGAUGGAAGAGAACAAAACUAACGAGGAGAGUUGUGAUUUGAUGGCUUCUUCCCAGACAUUGGAUCAGAGUAAAAACAUGGUAAUGGAUAAUGAUACAAAGGCCAGAAAUGCUUCAGCUGUUAGAAAGGAAAGGAUUAUGAAGAUGAAAGAGAAAAAGAUUAAUGACCAGUCUCGUGAUUCCAUGAAUUCUUCUCAGCUUUCGGAUCUAAGUAAAAACAUGGAAAUAGAUAAGGGUAUAAACUAUAAAGGCCAGAACUGCUGCAGCUGCUAGAAAGGUAAGAAUUAUGAGGCUGAAAGAGAAGAAGAUUAAUCAGCAGACUUGUGAUUUCAUGUUGGAUCUUUAUAUAGACAUAGAAAGAGAUAAGGAUAUAAAGGGCUGCUAGAAAGGCAAGAAUUACGAGGUUGAGAGAAGUGAAGAUUAAUUGGGAGACUUGUGAUUCCAUGUUGGAUCAUAGUAAAAGAAUAGUGAACAACUCUCUGCUGUUUAUGAAAGUAUCGUGAGAGUGUAGAUGAUCGUGGGUUUAACUCUUUGGGUAAAGUAUAGCUAGUUCAUUAAGGUGAUUAUUGUGGCAUAUUUUGAAUUAAGAUAGAGGCGCAGAAGUAAGGGAACAAAAUUUUUUAAGUGAGAUGAAGAGUUCAAUGCUAUAAAAUUGUGAAAUAAGCAUACUCUUACAUCUUGCUCCAAUUUUUUAAAACUCCACUUGAUAAUUUAUUCUUCUUGUUACACUUUUGCUGAUUAUUUAGUCUUUUUUCUGUAUGUAUAUACUUUGAAUAAUGUGGGAAAAGCAUGUUGACCUAUUAGUUAAUGCCACAACUGAUAUUGGUCAAAUUAUACUUAUUUUUGCAUGUUAUGACCAAAAAACAUGGUUAUGGAUAUUGCUAUAUAGGCCAGAACUGCCACAGCUGCUAAAAGCAAGAAUUGUGAAGAUAGAAGAGAAGUAGAUUAAUCAGAUUACUUGUGGUUCUGUGACUUCUUCUAAGCCCUUGGUUCAAAGUAAAUACAUAGCACCUGAUGGUGAUAUUGUGACCAAAACUAUUUUGGCUGCUAGAAAGACGAAGACUAAUGGGGGGACUUGUGAUUCUAUGGCUUCUUCUCAGUAGUCGAUCAAAGUGAAAAUAUAGUACCCGAUGAUGACCUUGCAGCCAGAACUGCUGCGGCUGCUAGAAAGACAAGCAUGAAAGAGUCAAAGAGAACAAGACCAAUGAGGAGACUUGUGAUUCGGUUGUAUCUUCUCAAUAAGAGGUAUGUUCACCCUUUCACAGUCAAGUGCUUCAUAAUGAUACAUGUGACUAUAUUAUGUGCUUCUUUGGAGGUAUCCAUAAGAUUUCUUGAUUUUUGACUAUUUUAGGCUAUUUGAUGAAUAUUUAGGCAUGCCUAAGUCUAUUUAGUAGGUGAUAAGGACAUAAAUUAUUUUAAUUCUUAUAGCAAAUUGUAUAUAUGACAUGUUGUACUGUAUGAUUCUUAAUUAUUACAGUUCGGUAUUAGAAGUGAAAUAUUCAAUCAUCACCUCCUUUCAUUGGUGGUAGAAACUAAUGUAGUUUGGGUAGAUCAAGUUAUUUUUUGACAAAUUUGGAGGGAUCAUAUGCUUUAUAAUGUAAUGUGUAUAUAUGUACUAUAUAUAUAUAUAUAUUGUUAUUUGCGAUAACUUAAAGUGUAUGUAAUAACACAAUAUUAGGUCUUUAUCAAGUUUUUUUCUUUUCUGUUUGCUUGAUGAUCUUAAAUACCUGGGAAGGCGGGAAGAAGACAUUGUUAUCUCUUGUUGCCUUGUUUUAUUGAUAAUUUUACCAUGUUUAGGAAACAUUGUUAUGGUAAAGUAUUACUAGCCAAGUCCAAAAUGGCAAAAUCGAUUGCUCGAGUCCCAAAUCCAUUGCUCCGGACAUAUACGACCUCUCACUACAAUGGCUAGCUAGAGAACAUAUCUGAUAUGCCAAAGGAGUGUACUCAACUUAAAAGAUGGAUAACCAACCCAAGGCUACUUGACCAGGUUUUGACUUUUGAUGCUAUAUUUUACAAGUAUCACUGGCACAAAAAUGGAUGUAAUGUACGUAAUGUAAAAAUAAGGCCCGUUGUAGACAAAACUCUGCAAAUUUCUACAUAUUUUGGGCAAUCAAACUUCGGUGCUUACAAAGUUAUUUAUAGAUGCAUAAAUUCACGUUU